Melospiza melodia melodia is the source of this 15429-nucleotide messenger RNA. It is a transcript of the gene INO80D, whose product is annotated as INO80 complex subunit D. NCBI's taxonomy places the organism in Eukaryota, Metazoa, Chordata, Aves, Passeriformes, Passerellidae. Gene Ontology annotation, cellular component: nucleus. The record is from RefSeq and is a predicted model, not a curated record. The transcript has 11 exons. Bases 376 to 3471 code for a protein of 1031 amino acids.
GGAGCCACAGGCACUGGCGCCUCAGCCCGGGGAGGGCAGCGCUCCGGUAGCCCCUACACGGCAAGGGCUGUGUCUGGCCCCCUCUCAUGUCUCUGUGGGCUGGGGUCCCGCCAGGCUGGGGGGCCUCUGUGAGGUGCUGCUGCCCCCCAGGACUGAAAAUGAAAGGAUCCUUUUUUUCAGGGAAAAGAACGUCUGGUAAUUGUGAAGUGAGUGCACUGGAAGACUCACCAUCGCACUUCACCCCGCACAGACAAUCUGCUUCAUCUUGGUUCAUCAUCAUUCCAAGAUAGUGGUGUCCUUGGGGCUCUCUCUUAACACUGACAUGGUACAGAAGAUUUAAAAUCAGCUGAUGUUCACAAGGAAUAGAGUCACGUGAUGUAUGAAGGCAAACACAUACACUUCUCUGAGGUUGACAAUAAGCCCUUGUGCUCGUAUAGCCCCAAACUGUGCAAGCAGAGGCGACUUAACGGCUACGCCUUCUGCAUCAGACACGUUCUGGAGGACAAGACUGCCCCCUUCAAGCAAUGUGAAUAUGUGGCCAAGUACAACAGCCAACGCUGCACCAACCCCAUCCCCAAGUCUGAGGACCGUAGGUACUGCAACAGCCACCUGCAGGUACUUGGCUUUAUACCGAAAAAGGAGAGGAAGAAAAAGAAUGAUCCCAUAGAGGAGGUAAAGGUCAGGCAUCAGAUGGAUGCUAUGGCCUUCGGUCUGACAGUGCCCACCCUGGCCUUGAAGAUGCCCAAUGGACUGGAUGGGAUGUCCCUCUCCCCUCCAGGGGCAAGACUUCCUCUCCACUACCUGGAGGCAGAAUUAGAAGACCCCUUUGCUUUCAAUGAGGAGGAUGAUGACCUAAAGAAAGGGGCAGCAGUGAAGAAAAAGUUGCAGAGCAAGUUGGCUCACAACCGGCAGCGCCAGAGAGAGACAGAGAUUUUAAAAGUUCGCCAAGAGCACUUUAGCCCCAUUCCUGCACCUUUGCAGCAGCAGCCUCUGCAGCAGCAGCAGCAGCACUCCCAUCUGCCACCUUCAUCAGCUUCGUUAAAGCCGACAGGGCUACCGCAGGGCAUAGUCUGCAAGUCACCUCAACCUCUGAACACCAGCCUACCAAUGCAGGGAGUGGCACCCACCACACACACUAUAGCACAAGCGCGGCAGUUGUCCAACAAGAGACCUCUGCCUCUCCUGCCACCCGCCAGGGCUCCUGGCACCGACCCGCCACGGACUGACCGGGUCCUCAUGAAAGCCACAGCCUUCCCUCCGCACUCGUCCUGCAUGAGCCGGCUCCAGAGACUGGUGAAACUGUGCACUCGAAAACAGCAGCUGGACACUGAUCUGUUUCCUCACUUAGGGCUGGAUUGGUCUGAAGACAGUGGAGAAGAGUUGGAGGAUUCAGAGCAAACCUCCCCUUACCAGGUUGCGUGGUCUAUCCGAGAAAGCCUCGGCUAUGAGAGACCUGAGUCCGAUGAUGACAAUGCAGAUGACAGGAGUUCCAGGGUGACCAGACUUUGCACUUACUUUCAGCAGAAAUACAAGCACCUGUGCCGCCUGGAGCGGGCAGAGUCGCGGCAGAAGAAGUGCCGGCACACGCUGCGGAAGGCGCUGCUGCAGGCGGCCAGCCGGGAGCCCGAGCGCGUGGGGCAGCUCCUGCACGAGCUCCGGAGGGCAGCGUGUGCUUGCACCAGCACAAGCCAAGCAAGGCAGAGAGAUGCAGAACCAACAAUCUGCAGUGGGACUUCGAAGGGAGAGCAGUGCACUAACAAGGCCCUUCCAUUCACCAGGCACUGUUUUCAGCAUAUCUUAUUGAACCGUUCUCAGCAGCUCUUCUCGAGUUGCACAGCCAAGUUUGCAGAUGGUCAGCAGUGCUCUGUGCCAGUUUUUGACAUUACACAUCAAACACCUCUGUGCGAAGAGCAUGCCAAAAAAAUGGAUAAUUUCUUGAGAGGGGACAGCUCCCGUAAAGUUCAGCACCAGCAGCAGAGGAAACCCAGGAAAAAAACGAAGCCACCUGCACUUACCAAAAAACACAAGAAGAAGAGAAGGCGAGGCCCACGCCGGCCUCAGAAACCCAUUCCUCCUGCAGUGCCCCAAGGGAACCUCACCAUGCCUGCCACUGUCUCACUGCCAGUAGAGAUACCCCACAUACGGAGCCCCUCCACUCCAGAGCUCAGUGCUGAUGAGCUGCCUGAUGAUAUCGCCAAUGAAAUCACAGACAUUCCACAUGACUUGGAAUUGAAUCAGGAGGACUUCUCUGAUGUCCUGCCACGGCUGCCUGAUGACUUGCAAGAUUUUGAUUUCUUUGAAGGUAAAAAUGGAGAUCUUCUUCCAACCACAGAAGAAGCUGAAGAACUGGAACGGGCCCUGCAGGCUGUAACUUCUCUUGAGUGCCUGAGUACCAUUGGAGUACUUACACAGACAGAUGGUGUGCCAGUUCAGGAGCUGGCAGAUAGAGCGAUAGGGGUGUUCUCUACAGGUGCUGGAGCUCCAGGAAUGCAGUCCUUGAGUCGAGAGGUUAACACGGAUCUGGGGGAGCUGUUGAAUGGGCGUAUAGUACACGAUAAUUUCUCCGCUCUGGAGCUGGAUGAGAACUUGCUCCGUUCUGCUACCUUGUCCAACCCACCUACGCCCCUGGCAGGGCAGAUCCAGGGGCAGUUCUCAGCCCCAGCCAACGUUGGCCUUACUUCUGCCACUCUGAUAAGCCAGAGUGGCCUUGGGGAGAGAGCCUUCCCGGGACAGUUUCAUGGACUUCAUGAUGGCAGCCAUGCCUCCCAGAGGCCCCACCCUGCCCAGCUGCUGAGCAAGGCAGAUGACCUGAUCACCUCACGACAGCAAUACAGCAGUGACCAUUCACACUCCUCACCCCAUGGAAGCCAUUAUGAUAGUGAGCAUGUGCCGUCUCCCUACAGUGACCAUAUCACAUCCCCUCACACCACAUCCUUUUCUGGUGAUAACUUGGCAGCUACCUUCUCAGCAGAGAUGCCCAUGAUGGCACAGCACUUGCUCCCAACGCAGCUGGAUGUGCCACUUAGCGGGGUGGUCAACCCCAGAACUCACUGGGGAAAUCUUCCGGUCAAUCUUGGGGACCCCUCUCCGUUUAGCAACCUUCUUGGUGCAGAUGGACACCUCCUGUCCACCUCCCUGUCCACACCACCUACCACCUCGCACUCAGAGACCACACAGCCUGCCUUCGCCACUGUGACCCCCAACAGCUCCAGUGUGCUUCCGGGGUUACCGCAGACCAGUUUCAGUGGCAUGGGUCCUGCCUCCGCUGAACUCAUGGGCUCCACCUCCCCCAAACAACAGCUCCCUCAGUUCAGCGCAGCCUUUGGGCACCAGCUGAGCUCCCACAGUGGCAUUCCCAAGGACCUGCAGCCCAGCCACAGCUCCAUAGCUCCUCCCACGGGCUUCGCAGUGACCGGUGCCACCGCUACCAGUACCAAUAACGCAUCCGCGCCCUUCACCACCUCCAACUGAGCUUGUCUGCCUGGCUCCCUGCAGGUAGAUGGGGGACCUGUGUUUUCUAUCUUUCCCUUUUUCCUUUCUCUUUAUUUUGUCUGUCUUCUCUUCCCUUUUUUUUAAGAGGGGGUUGAGAAGAAAACCCCUGCUUCAGUACUGACCAGGGUUAGCCCUCUGUGAACCUUGCUGUAGCAUUCACAUGUGCUCGUCAGGCACCGGUGCUCAUUUAUUGCAGGCAGGUUCACUGUUCCCCAAUAAUUCCUUAAGGAUACAGCACAGUUACUGGAUGUAAAUGAUCUUAGCAGUAAGACCUAGAAAUGGGAAGAUACCUCAGAUCACUGAUGCAUGUUACUGUUCCCUAGGGUUCGGAUCAGUGCUUGCCAUCCCAUUAGCAUCUGGUAGAAGGUUUUCCAGUGGGAAGAAAUCUCUUGAUUUUUUUUUUUAUUUACUCUUUUUCCAAAGGUAGCAUUUGGCAUAGAAAACUUGGCUGCACACAUUGAUUUGAGAGUGGUGCACUGAAGUCCUAAAUCAAGAUCACAAUUCAAGGAUGAGUUUGGCAGUUUCUUGACAUAGUCUCUUGACCUCCUCUGUGUGUGUGUGUGUUUGGGGUGCAGGGAGCAGCGAUUCCUUUUCUUCUUUUGGUGAAGAAGUAGUUGUCCCCUUCCAGAACUGGUCACUGUUCUUACUGCAUGCUGAUUUUUGGUUGUUUUUUUUUAUCACGAUUUGUAAUUCAUUGAGUAACAAAGAGAUCAGUUGACUGGUUGCCCAUAAAUUUGAAGGCUGUUACGAAGUUAGCCCAGGAAAACAAAGAGAAACAGAAGGAUUGAAAUAUAGAUCAUGGAUUAGAGAAGGUUCCUGUGAGAAAUUUCCUUCCUUGCUGAAUUACUGUGGCCUUGUAGCAUUGAUGAUUUGCCUUUUCAAGUGUGUCUUUGUCCAGAACUCUUUGCCUGACAGGCUGACAGGAAUUUCCCAGCUGAAACAGGAAGAAUUAGGUUGGUUUUCUGCCCAUCCACACAAGUCUAGGCCAGACCCAUUGUAAGUUUCAAAUGGAUGCAUUUUUCACAAUAUGUCUAACUAGUGAGACUUUCUUGGACAGUUUUUAAUCCCCUGAGAGCCAUAUAGUUUUUCCAACAUUUGUAGGGUUUGAUGCUCUGUUUGGGAAGCUGAAUGUAAGGAACUAGCAGGUACCUAUCACCAGUCAUGGCAAACCAAAAGAAAAAUCACUAAUGCAAAAUAGGUAACAAUUUCUUCUGUCUGCAGGAUGGUUUUGUUUGUGCUGAUCACCUGCUAAUGACACUAUUCACUCUUCGGUAGUAAUUGCAAUUCCUAAAGAAAGUAGUCAGCUAGGUUUUUGAUUUCUUAAAAUAGUUAUUACUUUUUAAUUUUGUUCUUUAAACCAAGAGGUAAUAGCAGCAGAAAUUCUGAGGUGUUUACUUGUAUCUCCUUAUCAAGAAGGAAUUUGCUUAUGACUCUCUAGGGCUCAAACUUGCUACUGUACCUGACUUUGACUGUAAAAGUAACUCCUGUUUAAUACAAGUCUCUACUCUCCUUGUUUGUUUCAGAGAUGCAGAUGAGAGACAAUAGAAAAUUCUACAUUUCAGUCUUGUACUGUAGACAAUGGAUUUUAUUCUACCUGUGUGAAUUACAGUCUAUUUCAGGAAAUUAAGAGAACCAAGCACAUGUAAUAGGAAGGCUUAAUAAAUUUUCUGAGGAAAGGAUCACUGAAUGAAGUUUAGUUGCUAUAGAAAUUCAUUUCGUUAGCAGUCAGGCACACACCAAAAUAUCUGACCCAAACCUCUCCUUCCAUCUUCCUAAGGAACAGAGUUUAAAUGGGAUAGGUCUUGUGUCUUCUAACGAUUGUAGCAAUCAUAUUAUCCCUCUUUUCUUGAAGGAUCUGUCCUCUUUAAAUAUAAAAGAGUAUGGAUGAUGCAUAUGUCUUUUUCUGAAAUUGCAGUUGUAUAUGGGUGGAAGAAACAAAAAUUAUUUUCAUGCUUCUGUUGUUAUGAAGUCAUUAUUUCAUACUUGGUAAAAUAGAUCUUAAUAAUAUAAGCCGAAUAUUUUAAGUGGUGAUUUAAAUAUGUUUGUAACACUUAAAUGUUUUUAAACCACAUAAAAAGUUUAAUUGAAGCCUAUGAAAUCCUGCUUGUGAUUGUCCUGCUGAUUGAGGAAUGCCCAGUGAUAAUUGCGAAUGAGGCAAAUCUGACAAGGCUUUUAUUUAUUUUUAUAUUAUGUUACCCAUACUUUGUUGAGGAGACAACUGUUUGAUUUGCAGAUGAUUUUUGUUGUGUUCAUCUACCUUCUUCAAUGUGCUGCGAUGUCUGACUGAAAAAAAGUGGAGAACUAGUAUACCAAAUGGUUAAUUCCUUAAUCUGCUUGUGAAUUCAUGUAAUUUUAGAGGGUGUUAAUUUCUAUGUAUUGGUUUCAGGACUUUGGUCUUGAAAUUGUUCUUGUGCCCAUCAAACUUCUAAUGAAGCUGCAGCUAGUGCAGAGUAUAUUUGCCCCACACCAUGUUUCUCUUUCUUAGCAAAUGCUGGGAGGGAAGAGAGGAUAAUAGGAGCUGAGAACCGAGUUCUGCUUGGUUGUGUUGGUGUAAAUUACAGAGGAGCUUUCCAGUCUAAGGUCACAGUGAGUUUGUACUGGUCUAACUCAGAACAGAACCCAGCUCCUAAUCUGUGCAUUGAUUUAGACAGGGAAUUUCAGAAGCUAUCAGAGCAAUGGAGGUCCAUUAUUACCAUUUGAAAUCAAUGGCCUUUAUGUGCCUGAGUUUCUUUAAAGUAGCUUGGGACAUCAAGUCUCUUCCCCACUUAGAUUUCAAUCUUUGUGUAUCGCUUGACGACUCUUCUCUGAAAACUGACUGCGUUACAUUUUUCCAUGAGCAAACUAAGUUUGCAAUAAAGCUGCACUUUCAAAAAUAAACUUCAGUUUGUAUACAAUUGAAAUAGGAAUCUCCCUGUCCUGUCUGCCACAGUGUUCUGAAACGGGCCACCACCCUUGCCUUUUCCUGGUUCACUUCUCAUUUUUUCACUACCACCGAUUUCAUGGUUUCAUGGCUGCCAAGCAGUUACGGGUCUUGAUCUUAGCUUUACAAGGUGGAUCAUUCCAGGUGGCUUUCUACACCCACACAACAUGCUGACUUCAGUGCAUCAGUGUCUUACUGUUGGAUGCAAGAGAUCUAAUUGAGAGGUAUGUGUAGUCAGAGAUAUUUCACACCUCUUCCUCUGGGAAAUCCUGCUGGCCUGGUUAAGGUGGUCCUCGAGGCUGUUAUUUAUGUGGUUCCCAAGUAGAUUCCAUGCUCCCUCACAAAUGUUUUUGAGUAUCAGCUCUCAUAGCAAUUAGCAUCUUGUCACCCCUUCACCAAAGAGCCAGUGUAGCAAUUUCAGAUGCUCAAUACCUGUUGUGCCCUUUAUGUGUUGACAAAUGGAAUAAGGCUAGUUGAACCUAAAAGUCAAUUCCCUCACAUAAGAUUGGAGUUUUAAAGAAUGAAAAAAAAUUAGACAUAAUUUGCAUAAUUUUGGCAAUAAUAGCACCUCAAUUAGUCUCUGUACAAAAGUAUUUAACACAAGAUUAAUUUUGACAAUGUACAGAGGCUUGUCAGGAAUAGCUUCAUGCUCUUCUGGUGCAUAAGGCAUUCUCUAAGACAUGCUUUGACGUUUCCUUUCACCCAAGAAGACCUUACACCAGCUUUGAGGGGAACCAUAUGCACUUAGAUACCUCAAAGUUGAUUUGUUCUUUGGCUUCAUAAUUAUGAUACAAGAACUCUGUCUCUUCCUGCCUUCCAGUUCCUCUGGGUUCUUGCUUAGAUCCCUUCUCAUUAGUAGCAUGCUUCUAUGUAUGGCUGAGCAUAAAGGCACUAAAUUGAUAACGCUGAGAGGUAGCACAGUUGCAGGUCUGCCUCAGGCACUGUGGGGAAAAUGGCAACAGCUAGAUUUCCAACUGAAAAUGGGGAUUUGCAGUUCUGGUUUGGAAAGCACUGAAAGCCCUGAGAAGCUUAUUGCCUGCUAGGCAAAAAAUAAGAGAAAAUAAAUUGUCAAAGAGGAAUUGUACCUAAUAGCAGAGAGAAGCCAAAAGAAGUGGCCUUUUAUUUUAUUUUUUUUAUAAAAGGAAGGUGAGUAUUGAAAAAUUAGGAUUUUCUGUUGUGAGCUGUCACUGGCUUUAGGGGCAUGGCCGAGGAAAAAGACCUCAGACUGAGCCUGCAAACCAGCAGCCAUAUUCAGUUUGAAACCUUGUCUUGCUGUAACCACAUCUACAUGCAUUCUGGGUUUGAAUCUGUUUGCCAAGAGAGUCCUGCAAAGGUGUACAAUAAACAGUGGGCAGUUUUCUUCCCUGAGAAGCUGGCCCUGGUGGCUACCUGUGCUGCUUCUGAGCUCCAGUUGUUCUCUGAGCUCCUGCAGCCUCCUUGCUGCUGGAUAUCCCUGUAGGCAUUGCCAGGCCUCCACGGGUAUUUCUCCCUGUCUUUGUGCUGCAGUGAGCUAAAUCUGCUCAUGAAUUCUCCAGCAGUAUGAGCCUUUGGGCAGAGAAGAGGGAAACGUUUUUAGAUAAUCAGCUACCUGCAGUUAACCUUUCAAGACUUGCAGGACAAUGGUAGGAGGUGCUUUCAGCCAACAAACAAUAGAAAAGUUACCUGUAGUGACGUUGGGCAGUGAGACAUUUGUGUGGCUGUCCAGGCAGCUUCCCUGGUGGAACUGGGGUAUUUUUCCUUUUGUGUUUCUACAUGUGAAGGACUCUCCUGUGCAGACCUCUUGCAAGGUUCAGUAGUGGCAGAAAGAGUAACUGAGGGAAUAGUUUGGGGCUAGUGUGCUGGCUGGAUCUUUAGGUCUUUCUCACCUUCUGACCACAAGGUCUUUCUGAUCUUCUGGGUAACAUUUAAUGAUGGGGAUUUGUGGGCUACUUCUCAUACCUCCUUUAUUUCCUUCCACUCCACAUUCUUCAUCAUUCUUGCGUCUGUUUUCCCAUUCUCAGAUACUUCUCCAAUGUAAGUUAUGCCAGCUGGUAAGUCUUCUGUGGUUCUGAGCAAAUCUGACUGUAAGAUGAACUGGAGGAGAGAUUUCUGCAAUUCAUAACAUGUAUUUGGAUGCUGGAAUGACAGUGCAAUAGAACAAAGUAUUUUUCAGAUCAGUGAGUAGGGAGAUGUUUCACAGCAUGCUAAUAUGUCAUGAACUAGAUACUGAGGGUACAACAUUGAUCAUGGGUGUGCACAUGCUAGCAGUGAAUACUGAGGCAUUUUUAGCAAGAUUUUACCUUCUGAGAAGUUCCUCUUCAUUUGAGAUGUGUAUCAGUAGAAAGUCACGAAUUAAAAUUUAAAUUACUCUUUCUUAAUACACUCAAGCCCAAAUAAAAGUAAGGAGGAUUGGUGACAAAAAUCUAUAUUUGCGUUCACUAAACUUCAACUUUUGGACUUCAGGAGAGGUCUGGUCAUAGGAGACCUUAGUUCUGAUCAGUUAAAGUUUUAGUCUUGUCUUUAAAACUAGACAAAGGCACUGUUAGGAAAAAAAGUUUGGGGAAGGAGAAGGAGUUAGAAAAGAUGCAUCUUAAAACAAUUCUCUCACUUGUGUCUUCAGCCUCUUUUUAAAAAAAAUCCCAAAUGGUAUUAACUAUUUUCCCUUUGCUGUCUGGUACUUCUUAUGGUUGUUGAGUUCUUUGCUUUGCCCUGUUUUACUCUCCUCCUUUUGUAGCUACUGUGGAAUGAAGUAAUGUAGUGGAAGCAUGAAAGGACAAAGUGAGCAUGGCUGUAAGUUGAGAGCAAUAGUUAGUUGGAAAAGGCUUUUUUAUCUGUCUCCUUGAAGUAAGUGUUGGCACCUUUUCAGUCUACUUGAGGUCGUAGAAUUUGGUCUGAAAGUGAAUAGGAUGAACCUUAGGCUUUUGACCAUAAAGUGUACUUGCUGUAGAAAAAUGCAUUCUUCCUCCUCUUCCUCUUGCUAGUCCCCCAAACACACACACAGUGAGAUGUCCAGAGUUACCCAUGUGUGAGCACAUAGGCAUGUUGAACUUGGUCCAGUGAUGCUAAUGUUUAACCUGCUUUCUCCUUGUCAGCUGGUGCCCACGGAGAUGAACUCUGGAUAGGUAACGUUCCCAGAUAUCCUCUGGAAAACUUUAACUUUGGUGCAGGUUGCUGUGAUGUAGCUAACUGCGAUGGCAUUGGCUUCUACCUUGGAGUGGACUGAUUUACCCUGAAAUGACUCUCUAACCUGCAUCUUAAACAGUGUAGUUGGUUCUGGUGCAAGUAGAUUCAUUCUGAAGUGAUGGACAUUUUGAUUCUCAUGCAAAAUAGCUACAUCCUACCAGAAGGGGUUGAACCAGUUUCUCUGAACAGUGAUGACCUUCACUGUACAGUUUUGGGUAUGUCUCAGGGAUUCCUUGUGGAAAUAAGGGCAGUUAACAAAAAAGAAAAAAAGAAAAAAAAAAAAAAGAAAAAAAAAAAAAAGGAAAAAAGUUAAUAGUUUUAAAAGUAAAUAAUAAUUUAAGUAGAGCGUCACCUAAGUGAGAGUGCAAGAAGGAGAAAUCUUUGUUCAGUUUUAUAGUCAACAGUGUCUGGCUUACGGACUCUUUCUCUUCUCGGGGCUCUCAUCUCAACUUCAACAUACAGAAUCUUUUUCAUCACGCUCAGCUUUAAACUUUUUAUUUAAAGAUACCCUUCCCCAAUGAGCUUUCAGAAUACUUAUUGUAGAUUUUAAGAGAAAUGGUAUAUUAAUUUAUGCUAUUAACAUCACCUCAUAAAUUAUAAGUUUUAUACUAAAGCUGUAUUGAGUGUAAUGAAUUAUGUUGCAUAUGUGUUUUUAAUAGCUAUAAAAUUAUAUACAAGCUUUUUUGGAAAAACAAACUAGUGAAGCACCUUUUUACACUGGAUCUUUGCCGUGUCAAGGUGUACAGCUAUUCUUUGCUACCUUGCAGAUAUCUAUAUCUAUAUAUAGAUAUAUAUAUAAAUAAAAUAAAAUGGUAUCCUGUAUCAACAAGUAUAGAACUCUUUUUAACCCUUAUAUUACUGUUCCUAUAACUCUUUUUAAAUUUUGAGUGUUACAUUCUGCAAUAAUUUAUCCGUGGUUUGUACCUAUGAUUAGAAAUUUAGUUACAGGGUAAAUAGAUCAAAUUUAAAAAUCCAACUACUGUAGCUGGGAGUUGUGAACCAAGUUUGUAAGACCUUUUCUUUUUUUAAAUGUAUUUAUUUCCAGUUAGCUCUGUGAGUUGGAAUUUGAAAAGUUGGAACAUUAGGAAUCUACAGUGUCUUAUUCAGGAAUUUUCCCCUCCUUUCCUCACAAAGGAAUUCCCACUGUGACUUAUAAAUAGAAUUAGACUGCUUGUGUGCAUGUAUGUAUUAUAUAUACACACAAAAAUAUGCAUUGGGGGGGGAUGUAUGUGUGAUACGAAUGUGUAUAUUGUAUGUAGGUCAUAGUUUUGUAAAGAGAAAAGUAGUCAAGAGGUGAUGGAAUGUAUUGUAGAAAUGUGAUUAUUUAGUAGGGGGUUGUUAUGUCCUCACUGUUAUAUAAAUAACUGAAACUCUCUACUAUAUAAUCUUCUGUUAUGAGGCUAACUCUGAUAUCAUGUCAAUUUUACUGUUUUUCAAAUGAGUUGCUUUGAGCCCUGUUUAAAAUGCCAUGAAAAUACCAAGCUCCCAAAGACAGCCUUUAAAUAAAACAAAUGGGGGAGGAGGAAUGAUGGAAGAAAGGAGUUUUCCAGAACAAACUGAAUGGGAAGGUUUGCAUUCAGUGGGAUGGAGAGGCAUGAGAAUUGCUGUAUCUUUGCAAAUUAAUACCUGAAUCUCCUACGGUCUGACUUGGAAAAUGUUGUCAAUCAGUGUUCUUGUGUUUUCCAAUUAGAUUGUAAGGGGUGCUGUUUGUGCAGUGGUCUCCAUUCCUAAAAGGAUCUUGUCUCCAAAGCAGAUUUUUUUUUCUCUUCUGAGGAUGUUUGUGUGUAUCAAUUUUGCCCCAAAAUUUCUGUUGUGGGAUUGCAGAACAAAAUACGCAUUCAGUCAAGGGAGUUUCAUUUAGGCUGUAAAAUUCUGAAUUUGAUUUUGACCACUUACCUUUUUUUCAUAAUUGGAGAAGAAAGAUUUCUUUAUGGGAGUUCUCAUUUGAAAUUGUGAGAAGUCAGAAACGUUCUUCAGAUUGGCUUACUCUUCAUAUUGUUCUAUUUAGGCUGGAGAAAGUAGCCUAAUUGUUAUUUAUUCAUACAGUAUCACUUCUAUGAUGAUCCCAGUGACUUUAGAAACCUUUUUAGAAAAACAGAGCUUCUAGUAUUGAAUGGAAAUUUGAAAUUUUUUGCAGUUUUUCUUUUAUUCCCCUCCAUAUCAUGAUGUUGAUGCUCCCCCAGGCAUCUCUCUCCCUUUCCUUCUCUCCACAAUUUGUUUCUGACACAUAUGCAUAGAGGCAAAAGGUUAGGGUGGUGGAAGUUGUCAGAGGCCUUUUCUUCUGCUUAUUUGGUGGUAAUGGGAAUUAGGAGCAUAAAUCUUUAUGCCUUUAUGGAGGAGAAUAUACCCAUUUUUGUGUACAGAGAGGUAUAUCUGUAUAUGAGAUAACAAGCAUUUUGCUGAAUGUGGACUUGCCCUCAUGAAGUACAAUAAAUAUGUAUGAAUGCAAUCAAUCUAAAUCUAUAUAUACAUGCAUACAGAUUGAUAGGUGGAAUAUACCUUGUGUCACACACCUGUACAUUAGCUGUAACACCAGUGAGUGUGUGAGCUAAAGAGAGGGACUGUCCACCUAACAUAUGUGUAACAGGUAAGCACUUGUGCCAGACAAGUUGUUCUAAAUUCUUCUGAGGGGUCUGGAUGACUCAGAGACUGAUCUGAGCUUGGCCACCAUUGGCUUGUGUUACCUCAGCCCUCGCAGUGGAGUUUCCUUUCUGUGUCUCUGCUUUUGUUUUAUAUUUAGUCUCUUUGAGGCCUCUUGCAAAAUGCCAACUUCUUCUGCUUCCCUGCUCCAUUGCCUCCAUUCCAGCUCCUCCUUGUCCCUGCAUCUCUGCAGUUUCUCUUGCUAGCAGCAAUCAGCUUUAAUGGCCCAAUCCAGCUCUGCUUAUGCAUGAGGGAAAUUCUCUUGGUGACUGGAGUGGUAGCUGAAUUGGGCCCUGAGCAUCUGCUUGAACUUAUGCAACUUCCCCAGCUUCAAUUGUGAUUCAGUAGGACUGUGAUUGAUUUGCAGAUGAAUACAAACUUUUCAUGGAACCUGAUGCAGAGCUUCCUAGCAUAUUAAAAGGUUAACCCAGCAUUAUAUUUAAAUGGUCAAAAUGAGACAACUGCACCCACCAAAUACUACCUUCCAAUUUUCAACCCUAGGGAGAAAAAAGAAGUUUGAUUUGUAUCUCCCAUAACACAGGAAGUAAGCAGAAGGCAGCCCUGUGCUCUGUUCUGAGCAAUGGGGUUGUCAUCAAACAUAUCAAAAGAAACACAGUUUGUUCCACUUUAUCAUAAAACAGAUUUUAAAAUGGAGUGCAGAGUUGACCAUUAACAUGCUAGCACUUUGCAUCUAGUUGUGUAUUGGGUAAUAUUGCUUAUGCAAGUAAAUUAUGGGCUGAAGUGUUUUGUUUUCUGGCUAAAUGGAGCUUCUAUAUCCUUUUAGCAGAAAGCAGCUGUCAGCAACCUGCUCAGUCACAUUGAAGUGCUGUGUAUCUUAGGCUUCAGUUUCAGAGGAGAGUGCUGCUCCAGUUCUGUCAUCGAGCCAUACUGGAUUCCAUGUUUUCAAUAUGGCUAUGACACAAUUUUUCUUGGCCACAAUUCAGCCAUGGAAUUUUGUCUUCCUUGCAUUUCUGUUAGAAAAAGGUAACUGGUGAACUGUUCCAUCUGAGCUUUCAUGCAGUCACACAUGGCUUCUAUGAUACAUAUGUUGGGGCGUGUGUAUGGAUGUCUGUGUACUGCGUGUGGACAGUGUGGAUUGAUACGCACACGCCUAUUACGCUAUUUCAGUUUGUGUAUGUGGAGAAUGUACCUGUUGGUUAUCUCCUGAUAUAUACUCAUGCAUACCUAUAUUAAAUAUGUAUAUAGAGUGUAGAUGUCCUGCAUAUACAUGUGUAUAUGUUACGAAAACUUGGUUGGCAUUUUUUUUUCUCAGUUUUUUUUUUUUUUUUUGCAAAUUGCUGUCCCUUAUUACUUAUUCUCACUGAAGCUGCAUUAUAUAGAAGAAAUGGAGAAAUGUGUUAUCAAAGUUUUAUUUUAAAAAGGAGACUUUUAAUUAUCUAAAGCCAUUUGUAAUUGUCUUUUGAAUUUUUACUAGAAGGGUUGUUAUUUUAAAAAGGAAAAGAAAAAAAAGGAAACAAAAAAAAACAAAAGCAAGCAGACAAGCCCUUAUUCCCACCCUCGUUUAGGUGAAAGAAAUGGAAACACAAGUUUCUAAGUAUUUAUUUCGUUUAGAUGUUUCUGAGGCAUACAGUAAUUACAUUCUGCCCCAUCCCCCUUUUGUCCAAUUAUAAUAAAUGAUUCAUGAUUUUCUUUUCCCCUCAUUACUUUCGUAAAUCAUUGUUCACCUCCUACAUUCAAUAGUACUGAUAUCACUAAGGAGAUUUCAUGUCCUUCUGUCCUUUUUAGGAGAAAUACCAGUGCAUCACUAUUGUGUUUCAUUUUAACAUACUUUGUGGAGGAUGGAUGUUUUUAUUGAAGAUGUCUGUAACCCGUCUAACUUAUUUAAUGUGAGAAGCCUUCAUUGGAAUCUAUCGUCUGUUUGUUUCCAACAAGUUCAAGUUUCUGCAACUGUUUUUUUCACCAACAUGUUAAAUAAUUCCCUUCUUACUUUUAUGCCUGAGGUUUUAAAAUUUGGCUUUGUUUUUUGGGAUUUUUUCCCUCUAAUUCCCAAAAAUAUUUAUCUGCAAAUGGAGCAAAACAGAUAUCAGAAGCUCGACCAAUAUCCUUUUUCCAGUUCAGGGUAAAUAUAUUUAUCCUAGACUUGAUAAAAUAAGGUGGCAAAUGGACAAUCUGAAGUGCUUAGAGGGAAUGCUCUCUCUUUUUAAGGCUGUCUCCGAGAAGUUUGUGUUUGGUGUCAUUUUAAAGGUAGCUUGAUCAUGCUUUGAUAUCAGAAACAGCCUUGUAACAAAGAGCCUCAUACAGUUGUUCGGUCACUAGAGUUUAAAAUGUAAACAAGUUGCAGUGGGAAAGCAAAGGUGAGGCAGUGUAUUUUGAACCAGUGAAUUGUAGCUUGCAAAUGUACCUGAUUUUGAAGUAACUGCAUGGUAGCAAGGAUUAGCAGUCUCUUACACCCCUUCCUUCUUCCCUCUCAUAUCUGACACAUGUGUUCAGCAUACCAUACAUUGGGAAAAAUAAGCAACUUCCUCCAGCAAGGCUAAUCCACUGAAUGACUGCUUAAAGGGAACAUACAAACGGGCACUGCCGCGUCCCGUCUCAUGGUAUUAGCUGGAAGCCUGGCUAAUACGCACAAACAGCCCAGCCCAGCUCGCUUCUGUGCAUGUGUCCCUUGGGGACAGUGUGGUGAACAAGGGCUCCUUCCCUCAGGGGCCCUGGCAGCAAUGGCAACUCACACCACCUCUAGUGCUGGAGGCUCACGGACAGCAUUCCAGGGGCGGGGAGGAAAGCUUGUGUUUGUACUUUCCCUUUAAAUAGGAAAGGUUGGCUCACAUGUUCCUCAUACUUCUCAAUGAAUGUACUGUAUUACCAUUUAAAAAAAAAUCAAUUAAAUGAUAAUAGAUUGGUCUCCUUUUGUUAUCUGGUCCUUGUUUAAUUUGUUUAAGGGUUUUUGUAUACAAAAGUUUACAUUUUUAUGUAUAUUUUUCUUGUGUAAAAACUGAUGUAAUAUGUGUAUAAAACACUGUAUGUAUUAUCUGUAUAUAGUGUGACAAAAUGAUUUUCUUUCUUUCUUUUGGAUGUAUUAAUAAAUCUUGCUGUGAAGUAGCUGUGUUUACUAUGAUGAAACCCUCUUCUCCAAGCCAUUUUGCCAAGUCCAAGUGUAUGGAUAUUGCCCAGGAUGAAACCUACUCCAUGAAGUGAUUUUUUUUUCCUUUUAAAACAUAUCGUAAGUACAGUUAUUAAACUGUCCUUUGCUUAGA